Messenger RNA from Labrus bergylta (ballan wrasse), 1655 nucleotides. The record is from RefSeq and is a predicted model, not a curated record. Lineage: Eukaryota; Metazoa; Chordata; Actinopteri; Labriformes; Labridae.
ACAGCUCUCUAUGAUGUUUAGAAUUUAGACUGCAGUACCCAUUUUAAACACCAGGGGGGCAGAGUUACAUACUGCUCUAGGUUUUUGAAGCCAGCACUUGAAUAUAGCAGAGUCUCAGGUCUCUGGUGUCUGAUCCUGGGGUGUUUCUAUCCUCAGUGAGGCUCAUCUCCUGUCCUCAGUGGGGCUCAUCUCCUGUCCUCAGUGAGGCUCCUCUCCUGUCCUCAGUGAGGCUCAUCUCCUGUCCUCAGUGAGGCUCAUCUCCUGUCCUCAGUGAGGCUCCUCUCCUGUCCUCAGUGAGGCUCAUCUCCUGUCCUCAGUGAGGCUCAUCUCCUGUCCUCAGUGGGGCUCAUCUCCUGUCCUCAGUGGGGCUCAUCUCCUGUCCUCAGUGAGGCUCAUCUCCUGUCCUCAGUGAGGCUCUCUCCUGUCCUCAGUGAGGCUCAUCUCCUGUCCUCAGUGGGGCUCCUCUUUUGUCUCUGAUGAUGUGGUGAUGUCAUGGUGAUGUCAUCUGUGGAGCAGCGGUACCGUGACAUCACUCCUGUGACCCUGCAGGUGGUGGGCGGGGCUGUGAGCUCCAGCCUGUACUGUGGGGAGGUGGAGGGAGUAGGUGGGGGUCUUGUGGAGUCCUUCCUGGUGGAGCUGUAUCGAUGUAAAGUCUGUCAGUUCACCUGCAGCCUGAAGGCCUCCAUCAGCAGCCACCUGCUGCUCAGGCACCGGGAGGGGGCGGAGCUUGAGCAGGGGGCUUCACCCUAUCAGCUGGACCUGAACGGAGGGUCAAAGCAGAGCGAUGAGGAUGAAGACUUCCUGCUUUACAACAUGCUGGAAAACAUGUCGCCUCCCACCUGUGACAUCAGCAGCGAGGGUGGGCUUCAGGUCUCACACACUUGUGAGGUCAGCACUCUGUUUGAGGAGGGGGAGGAGGGGGAGGAGGGAGGAGGAGGAGGAGGAGGCCUCCAUCUUCCCUCUGAAGGGGGGGGCAGAUCUGUCCGGUCAUAUCGACCCCCCCUCCACCCAGGAGGAGAUGGCACAGUCCGCUCACCUUAUGACUCUGGGACUGUGUCGCAUCUCCACUGCAAAACCUCCUGCUCCUCCCAGCACCCCCUGCCCUGCCCCCCCUCCCCCUGAUGACCCCCCCAGCGCAGCCCCCCCACUGAAGAGGAAGAGGAGGCUGCUGUGUCUCCUGUGUCCUCUGACCCUGCCGUCCCGCCGCCUGCUGGACGUCCACGUGCGCUCUCACUGCGCUGCCGGCGGGUUCAGCUGCGUCUCCUGCAGCUGGACGUGUGACAGCUGGGAGGAGCUGGAGACCCACUGGAGGGGGCACCGCAGGAGGAGGAGGGGGGGGAGGAGGUGGGACGGACAAGAAGACCAGAAGAAGAAGAAGAAGAAGGCGGGACGGUUCAGCUGUCCCAUCUGUCUGAGGAUGUUCAGAAGCUAUGCCUCCAGAAACGCUCACAAAAUAACACAUGACAGCUCCAAGCAGCAUUGCCGUGACAACAGCUCAGAUCGACAGAGGCUCUGCUUGAUUGGACCAGCAUGUGGAAAGGAGGCGGACCUUACAGACAGGUAGACCCUGACCCAUCAUCAUCUAAAAAUCUGCAGCUUUUAUUCUGAAAAUCCCUCAAAUAAAUCCCCCCAAAUUUCCAAUACGAGAAUAUUAC